UAGGACAAAUAAGAAAAAUAUAAAUAAUUCUUAUUGUCUAUCAUAAAUUUAAAAAACAACAACAUAUUUUACGAUAGAUAAUAUGAAAAAAUAUGGAUAAACAGCUAAAGUUCAACAUUUCAAGAAUAAUAUUUUACGAUAGACAAGAGGAACUGCGUUGAUCAUGAAUGAUAGAUAAUAUGACAAAUAAGACCACUUUUUUAUGCUUCAACUAUAAAAUUUUCAUAAUUUGUUUUCAAGAUAGACACCAAAAAUGUGUUUCUCCUUUGUUGACUUUCGUCUAUAAACUCGAAGUUAGAGCAAUAUUAAAACCAUUACCAAGAUUUCCAAAUCCUUUAGGCGAAGACCAUGACAAAAAACGAGUUGUCGUUUCAAUUUCAUGUGUUCGAAUCGCAUCCAGUCCAGAGCCUCCAAUAAACUUUUUUGCAUGGUCGCCGCCAUGUUGUAUCACCUAAAACGACCAAUUUACGGUAGUCGAGCUACUUUACAUUACUUUACAGUAUAUUAAUAAUUGUGAUGCCCAAUAAGAGGUCGUAUAAUAAUCUGAGAUAGACAAUAGCAUCGACGAGAAAUGACAGCUACACGAAUAGACUGUAUCCCAUUCUCAAUUUUUCAAGCGUCCCUCAAGUACACGAAAUGUUACAUUUUGAAUAAGCAUUUAUCGAUCUGAUGCGACUCGCGGUAAACCAGUCAUAGUGCAAGCGUCUAUUAAGCGCAUUUCAAUAAGCGUCUAGGUAGCCUGUUGUAACAGAUACGGAUACCGUAUUUUUUUCGGAUAAUUAUUUUUCGGGAAAAAUCACUCGACAGGGCGGGCUAGUGACUUGAUUUUUUCAGUCGACCGAGCGGAAAACAGCUCGACUCGGUCGAUGGUCGAGUGGGUUACGUCGAAGACUGGACAAGAUGCCACGCAGGGUAGAUGGCUCAAAGUUGGUUGCAGCGGGGCCAUUCGCCUCUGCCGAAAGCUUGGUCUUCUUGACACUGAGCAGGAAUCUGGAUAGAAGAAUAUCUACCUCCUUUGGUGGAAUGUCUUUGAUCUGCACCAAGAUGAACAGAGAAAGUGAGUUAGCGAGGCAGUUGCAAGAAUGGACGACACAAGAAAUGCACUUCAACUUACAGUCAUCCCAUUCAGCAGCAUUAGAUCCUGAAAAGUUAAAAGUGCUGUGUAAAGGGCCAGGAGCUGCAAUCUGGCAAUGGGUGACACAGCAUGUCAAGUCUACAGAAACAGUGAAGACAGUAAAUGGCAACCUGGCAUUUAAAAGCAAGACAUCUGCCCCCAGUUACAAAGUAAACUAUGAUGUGGGAGGGGAACAGUUUGAGGACACCAAACAAGCCUUACUGGAGCGAAGAGCUGCUCUCACUGGGGAGAUAACUACAACAUUGAGAGAUGUCGGCCAUUUUGAGCAUGAGGUGGAGAGAAUCACAGCAGAGGUUGCUGAGACAGAGCAAAAGUACCAGCAGGUUAAAGAAGCCAUCAACAACUCCCGCCGGAAGGCCGCCCUCCUGACUGCGUUCUGUGUGAAAUCAGCUGACAACGCAGCACAGUAUAAGGAAUAUGUGCGGUGUCUCCAAACCAGGACUGCUACCAUCAAAGCCAGGGCACAGAAAGGCUUGGAGACAGAAGAGUAUUAUAGUCGAGAGGCAGCAGGUGGAGAAAGUGAUGAGGAAGAAGAAACAGAGGGAAAGACACCUGCCCUGGAGAUUGCCUCCGCGAAACAUGUACGAGAGAGCUGUUCAGAGAUUGGCACAUUUCUACAAGACACAUUGAAUGGAGCGUUCACUAAUGAUAAAGCCUUGUUCUCAAAGCAAAAGGAGCCACUCUGGCAGAAGGUUGAGCAAGUGUGUGGCACAUUCUCCGCUGACCAGAUACUGACCGGUCUACUAACCCAUACAGUGGACACUACAGCUGCCCUCCGCUCACUGACCAGUAAAGUGGACAUCAGGAGGGACGCCCAGAAACUCAGAUUCAAGUAUGAUGGUGGAGAAGUGAGGGAUCUGUCCAGACAGCCAUCCUUGUACAAAAGUGUACAUCAAUUAUUACAGGAGAGGAACAAGGAACACUUCCUCAGUUUUGUCCAGUGUCAGAAGUCUGUCAACGAUGCCCGGAAUUUAGAGCAGUCUGUAUCCAUGGUGAAGUCACGCAUUGAGAAAAAACUCCACAAGCUUUUCUCACAGAAGUCCACAGACCUGAAACUUGCCAGGACCCUAGUAGAUGUAGAAGUUGAAGUUGACGGCCAGAGAGCUGCUUUGCACAGCCUCACACAGGAGACAGAGGCACUGAAAGUGGUCGUGGAAAAAAGCAUCCAGCAGCGGCAAGAAAUUUUUGCCAAACACCACCGCAUACAGGAGUUCCAGGAUAUCACGGAUCAGAAGCAGGGUGUUAUCCAAGUGCUUGUCAAACAGAACAUGAAUGCCCAGUCACGAUUAGAAGAACAGCUAGCAGAGAUAUCCGACUACAUCGGUCGCUCGUUUGUCUCCCAGCCCUCUCAUCUCACUGGGCUUACGGGGAAACUUGCAGGAACAGUCUCACAGGAGGUGGAUGGCUUUGCUAACCUUGUACUGCCGUAUUUGAUGUUCUCACAGAUUGAUAGUGCCCUGAAGACAGCUGUUAUGGACCUGUCUAUACACCAGACCUCACAUGUCCAUAUCAGACCUGCUCUCUCCACUGUGCUAGAUUGCCUGAACUUCAAAAUGUUCCAGGCUCCAGAGUGUAUCUUGUCCCAAUGUGUACAACUACGGGAAGAUAUAGGGGACAUUCUACACAGGCUUGAUAGGGAAGCCAGUAUAGCAUCUAGAAGAACAGAAGAUGAUGUGGUCGUCAAUAUCACAGAGUUAUGUGAGCGUGCACGCGAGAGUGACAGUCAACAGCUCCGACAGACGCUACCACGGUUACAGGAGAAGAUUUCCCGCACUAACCAAGCCCUAGACAACUGUACACAUGCCAGGCAGGCAGCAGAUGACUUGUGGUUGGAGCCUAGUCAGAAGUGUGUCCCCUGGGUGACUGUUGAUGACCAUACCUUACAACAGUACAUGGACAGAUGGACAGUCCUAGUGACCAGCCUUAGACAACAGCUUCUUCACAAGCAGUAAGGAGGAACAUCUUUCAUCAGAAGAUCUCGUUUUGCACCUUUUUGCUUUUCCAUGUACAUUUCUCUUUGCUGAGUUAUAUUUACAUCGGAGUCAUGAACAGUUUGUGGAUACAUGUAUAUGAAAUGUUUUCAGUAUUUAUUUCAUAAAAAAUAAAAGUAUUCAUGUU
Molecule: messenger RNA, 3253 nt
Organism: Mya arenaria
Lineage: Eukaryota; Metazoa; Mollusca; Bivalvia; Myida; Myidae
Product: HAUS augmin-like complex subunit 5
Exons: 17
Coding region: 901-3087 (728 amino acids)
Biological process (GO): centrosome cycle; spindle assembly
Cellular component (GO): HAUS complex; centrosome
Source: RefSeq, a predicted model, not a curated record